AUGGGAACAGCUACUAGAGUACUUGUGAGUGUAUUAGGACUAGUGCUAGUGUUGUUGAGUGGAACCAUAUGCUCAGCCUCUAGAACUCUUGAAAGUACUCCAAAGGCAACACAGAAGCACAACAAUGUCACCAGUCACAGCCUUGACACUGCUAAUGGAGCUGGCCAUGAAGGCAAUGACACUAGUAGUGUUCAUGGAAUGAAGGUUGAGAAGGAAGACUAUGAUGACCAUGAUGGUAAAAGGAAGCAUUGCCAUUAUCAUGGAUAUGAUGAAGACUGUGAUGAUGGCCAUGGAAAAGGAGAUGAUUAUGGAAAGGGUAGAGAUAAAGGAUAUGACUCUGGAUGUGGUGGAGAUGGAGGGUAUGAUGAUGGCUAUGGAAAGGGUAAAGAUAAAGGAUGUGAUGAUGGAUAUGGUGGAGGAGGAGGUUUUGGUUAUGGUGAUGGCUAUGGAAAGGGUAAAGAUAGAGGACGUGACUCUGGUUAUGGUUCUGGUUGGAAUGGGUAUGGCUAUGGCUAUAGCUAUGGUGGUGGAGGUGGUGGCGGCGGCGGUGGCGGUGGCGGCGGAGGUGGCGGAUAUGAAGGUGGAUAUGGUCGUGGUGUUUCUGCAGCGCGUGCCUCCACUACUUCUCCUUGA
This is a messenger RNA of Dioscorea cayenensis subsp. rotundata (Guinea yam), 633 nucleotides long. RefSeq names its product keratin-associated protein 21-1-like. The record is from RefSeq and is a predicted model, not a curated record. The coding region runs from base 1 to 633 and encodes 210 amino acids. The transcript has a single exon. NCBI's taxonomy places the organism in Eukaryota, Viridiplantae, Streptophyta, Magnoliopsida, Dioscoreales, Dioscoreaceae.